UUGCAAUUUGCAUCUCCCCCCCCCCCCACUCUACUACUGUACCCACUUUCUCUCUCCUCUCUCUCUCUCUCUCUCACACACACACACACACACACACACGCACAAAUACAUCAUCCUUUAAUAUUCUUCUUCCUCAUACAUUGGAGGAGAAUUUGUUUACAGCGGAUGAGCACUUACAGCUACUUUUCUCCACUCGUAUAUAUUUUUCUUUUCCAUCCACCAUUUGGGGAAGUUAUAAUUUUCCGAAAUGUUCGAGAAAUUUGAAGAGAGGGAUGAUGAGUUUGCCAAGCUUAUUAGGAGGAUUAAUCCACCCAGGGUUGUAAUCGAUAAUGACUCCUGUGAGGAUGCAACUAUAGUACAGGUUGACAGUGUCAAUAAGCAUGGAAUUUUGCUCCAAGUUGUCCAAGUUCUGACAGACCUGAAUCUCGUGAUUAAGAAAGCUUACAUUUCAUCUGAUGGAGGAUGGUUCAUGGAUGUGUUUAACGUGAUCGAUCAGGAUGGAAAUAAAAUUAGAGAUCAAGAGCUCAUCAGCUAUAUCCAAAGGAGGCUCGAAGAGGAUGACGAUUUUGUACCUUCUUCGAAAGGAGUAGUUGGAUUAGUGCCUUCUGAAGAGCAUACCUGCAUCGAACUAACAGGAAUAGACAGGCCGGGUUUACUGUCUGAAGUGUGCGCUGUCCUUACUGAUCUCCGCUGUAAUGUGGUGAAUGCUGAGAUAUGGACCCACAAUGCUCGAGCUGCAGCUGUGGUUCAUGUAACUGAUGAUAUCACUGGCUGUGCAAUUGAAGACCCUAAGCGCCUUGCCACGAUAAAGGAGUUGCUCUGCAAUGUUCUUAAAGGAAACAGUGAUCUUAACACUGCAAAAAUGACACUUUCCCCUCCUGGAGGAGUUACCCACAGGGAAAGAAGAUUACACCAGAUUAUGUUUGCUGAUCGAGACUAUGUAAGGGUCGAGAGACCAGAAGGGGGUGCCAAGAAGUCCAGGCCUCAUGUAACUGUAGCAGAUUGUACCGAAAAAGAUUACACAGUCAUCACCAUGAGGUCGAAGGAUCGGCCCAAGCUGUUGUUUGAUACUGUCUGCACUCUUACUGACAUGCAGUAUGUCGUCUUUCAUGGGGUGGUCCACACGGGGAGGAUGGAAGCGUAUCAGGAAUAUUAUAUCCGUCAUGUGGAUGGGGUUCCUGUUAGCUCAGAAGCUGAACGAGAACGUGUUGUGCAGUGUCUAGAAGCAGCCAUUGAAAGGCGAGGCUCAGAGGGCCUGGAGUUGGAACUAUGCGCGGAGGACAGAGUUGGACUUUUAUCUGAUAUCACAAGGGUAUUUAGGGAAAAUAGUCUCUGUAUCAAAAGAGCAGAGAUCUCUACAAAGGGUGGGAAAGCCAGGGACACAUUCUAUGUCACGGAUGUGACUGGCAGCCCCGUUGACCCUAAGACAGUUGACUCCAUAUGCAGGCAAAUUGGACAAGGUAUUUUGCAUGUCAAAUGGAACUCAAAUUCUUCCCCAAAAAAACCGGAGGAGAAAACAAUUCGUUUCCUUUUCGGAAGCUUCUUUAAAGCUCACGCUUCUCCAAAUAUCUAGAUGUAUCCUACUCUUCACUUUACUCCUCUGUUUACAUAAUCCUCUGUGGGAGCUCUGCAUAUUUGAUGAUAUCCUACCGGGGGUGAAAAUAUAUAGAUGAUGACGAAUACCAUCGAUAUAGGAAAACCAGCCCCAUAUUGUAAAUAUGUUUAAAGGGUUUUAGUCUUGUACAUAGGGUUGUCUGUAAGUAAAAUGUGUAGUUCUAUAGAACCAAACUGUGUAUAUGUACAUGAGUAAUCUUGUACAGCUAUGGAGUAUUUUGUAAAUAUUACAAGCAUACGUUGUGGAUAGAUAUGGUACGCGUAUGUCCAAUGUUUGC
Molecule: messenger RNA, 1892 nt
Organism: Erythranthe guttata (spotted monkey flower)
Lineage: Eukaryota; Viridiplantae; Streptophyta; Magnoliopsida; Lamiales; Phrymaceae
Product: ACT domain-containing protein ACR6
Source: RefSeq, a predicted model, not a curated record